Messenger RNA from Dromaius novaehollandiae (emu), 2406 nucleotides. It is a transcript of the gene C1H3orf52, whose product is annotated as chromosome 1 C3orf52 homolog. The transcript has 7 exons. Bases 135 to 848 code for a protein of 237 amino acids. Lineage: Eukaryota; Metazoa; Chordata; Aves; Casuariiformes; Dromaiidae. The record is from RefSeq and is a predicted model, not a curated record.
AAAAUCCUGAGGAUCCAGAUACGUAUUCUGAUCUGGAUGACUGUUUGGCUCCAUGCGUAGUCCUCCAGACUUUUGAGGAUUCUCCGGAACUGAAGAACUGCUACUGGCAUAACUGCGGCUGAAACCAGAAGGAAAUGAGUUACCUCCUUGCUUGCUUCAGAAUUAAAGAUCCUCACGCAGGAAUAGAAGCCAUGAAAAGACAAAGCUCUGAUCAGGAGCAGGAAGACAUUGAAUUACAAAGAGAAGAAGUUAAUGGGGAAGAAAGUGAGGCUGAUCAUAACGAGCCUCUAAAUUCACGGACGGCUGCAACAAAAAAGAACAGAGAUCACUGGAAAUCGUGCAGCAAUGUCAUUUUCUGGAAGUGUAAACUAUGGAUGGUUAUAGCUACAAUUUUUAUAGUGCUCCUCCUGGUAAUUCUUAUCAGCCUCGUUCUCUAUUCUAAUGUUUACACAGAUGAGGAUGACUAUUGGGAUCCUGAUGCACUACUACAUAGUGGAAACUAUCACAAUUUUUCUGGAAAAUUCAACUUGAAGUGUGGUCUUCCAUAUCUUUUCUCUGAAGAUAUCACUAAGAGGUUAACAGAUGUCUACAGUUCAUCUCCAGCUCUGGGACGCUACUUUAGGUCAGCGCAAGUGGUUUAUUUCAGUAACGAAAGCACUACUGUAUUUUAUCAGCUGGAGUUCUCUGUGCCACCAUCAACAGAGGGGUUUAUGGAAAAUAUAAUGAAUCCAGAGUUUAUAAGGAAUGUUUUACGUCAAAAUAUUUACGAUGAAGAAGAUACUCUUCCUCAUGGGACAUCCGAAUGUACCAAGUUAAAGCUUGACCCAACUUCUCUUACAUUAGCAUAGAAAUGAUGGAAAGACUCCUCUUCUCCCUCGGCUACUUCAAGAGAUUGCCUUCUCAGGUCUAUUAGUAAUCUGAAGGGCUAGGAGCUAUUCAUUAUGUAAAAACACUUCCAGUGAUGUGGAUGUUCUGUAAGUACUGUGUGUGAUGCAGUACAGUAAGCUGAAAAUGUGGUAUAUUUAUAACAGUGUUGUACUCCUAGAACAUUGCUACCUCCUUCUUUACCACUGUCCUGAUAUAUCAGUAACCCGUUUUGAUUUGUUUUUGUGAAAAUCAUGUAUCAUGCUUGAUACAUGCCCCAUUGACUUUGAAACCUCUUCUUUGACCUGCCUUAUGAAUCAGUUCUGCAUUCCUUGCACUUGCUUUAAAAGCAUUCUUGCAUAUGCUUCCUUUCUUCUGCUCUUUGCUUAUCCAAUAUUAUCUGCACAGCUUUAUCCUUCCUACUCACUUCCACCUGUGCUCGUAUCUGUGAUGUUUCCCCUGCUGACUCCCUCAGCCUUGUUUCCCCAUUAUUCUUUCCUCUCAGAGCAACCUGUAAACUUAGAUGCCCCUUUUAUUUUCCUUAGUUACAUGCAAGGCCUUUGCACUAGCUUGUUAAGUGAACUGGGAAUCUCAUCAUCUGCUUGUUCAUCCUAUAGUCUUCUUAGAGAAGGUAUCAUCUGCUCUAUUUUUCUCUUUCAUAAUGUGAAAUAGAAAUGUUCCAAGGGUCCAUCCUCAUCGAUGUGUUGCACAGUGCAUGUGGACAGAUGGAUUUCUGCUCUUGUCAGAGUCCUGCUGCACUUACAUACAAGGAUAUUUCUGAUGAGAUGUAAUGGAAAACUCAGUGGUGUUGCUUGUGUAGCCAGGUAAAGGGCAUCUGGCACAGAGCUAGUAAAUUUAUUUAAAGUGAAUAGACCAAUGCCCUGGAUAAGAGUUGUAUCUUGUUCCCUAAUGCAUCUGAAUGUCCAAGGAAUCUUUCAGAGGUCAAAUAAGCUGCACGCUUUAACAACUGUCUACUGUUAGUCAGCGGUACUUGUGAAAAGACAGCUAUUUGACCUGCAUUUAUAAAUUCAAACACAAAUUAGUCUAGACCCUAAGUUUACCCCCUGCCCCAAGGAGGGGGAGGGUGAUAAAAAUGAACAGAUGCAAGAUUUUUGCCUUAAUAAGGCAGCAAAUACUAGUUCUAGUUGACAAGAGAUUACACAAGAUGGACCAAUGCUAAGAGAAGGGUGCUGAGGCACAUCAUGUAGGCCAGUGUGGCAUGACAGUUACUUACUGGCAAUAACAUCAACAUUUAAAAUUAAGCAUUAGCUUUACUAGAAAUGUGAUGAAUUCACUACCAUGCUAGUGAAAUAUAACUUCUUGUCAUGAAUGCAUUGUUUGAAUUUGUAAUUGUAAACAUGUAUAGCCAGUAUAAAUGCUGGUACUGUUGGAUAGAGAAAUUUAUUUUAACAGACCUUUUGUAUUGUCUUGAGAAAUAGCUCAUGGGAAAUUGUAUUUCUGUUUUUUUUUAAUGUUAUUAGUAUAUUUAAGAAGUAAUCUGAUAAUUAUACUAUACAUUAAAUUAUUUAUUUUUACUCUUAA